Molecule: messenger RNA, 456 nt
Organism: Ruditapes philippinarum (Manila clam)
Lineage: Eukaryota; Metazoa; Mollusca; Bivalvia; Venerida; Veneridae
Exons: 4
Coding region: 1-456 (151 amino acids)
Biological process (GO): modification-dependent protein catabolic process; protein ubiquitination
Cellular component (GO): cytoplasm; nucleus
Molecular function (GO): ubiquitin protein ligase binding; protein tag activity
Source: RefSeq, a predicted model, not a curated record
AUGGCUUUCUCAGAUAGUUUUUGCUCUGGUUUGUUACCAUGGGAUGGAAUGAGACCAGUCGUUUCCGCUUUCAGGAAGUUGAUGGGUAAUACUAAAUUACAAGCAGUAGCGAUUGUAAUACAUCGUUCAAAAGGAACUCCUAAAGAACCUUUCAUAUUGCUUGUAAAAGGUCUUACUGGAGAAACUCUGACUCUGAGCGUGAAAAGUGACGCAUCUAUACUUGACCUAAAGGUUUUGUUACAAGACGAAACUGGUAUCCCUCCAGAUCGACAGAGAUUAAUAUUUGCUGGAAAAGUGAUAGAAGACAAACAUACAUUAAAGGAUUAUAACAUUCAAACAGAGUGUACGGUGCAUAUGGUAUUGAGAUUACGGGGUGGUGACGAGAAAAAAACGAUGACUUCAAGAACAUUAUUAUUGAAGAAGAUAUCCCUCAAUCAAAACACAAUUUUAGAAUAA